UGCAGUUAUUGCAGCGUUUCGACGGUUGUGCUUCCGACAGCGGGAGAGACGAAGUCGUGUCUAGCCUCUACUUUCAGCACUUUAACCCGCCGGCUUGGCUUGUACAACUGCCAGGUUAUUCAGCGAUACAGAAGAGGACUUACUUUGUUUACACUUGACUUUUAAUAAUGCCUCGGGGUGGAAAAAGGGGCCACAAAGGCAGAGGGAAGCAAUUUAGCAACCCAGAGGAGAUUGACAGACAGAUGAAAGCGCAGAAAGAGUUGGAAGAAAAUCCUAAUGCAGAGAAGGAGACCUCUGACAACUCUGAUGAAGAGAGCAGCAGUGAUGACGAAUCUGAUUCCAGAAAGAGGAGUGGAGUAGAGGGGCUUAUCGAGAUUGAGAAUCCCAACCGUGUGUCUCAGAAGAGCAAGAAGGUGGCCGAGGUAGAUGUCACUGCUCCCAGAGAGCUGUCUCGCAGGGAACGAGAGGAGAUAGAGAAGCAGAAAUCAAAGGAACGCUACAUGAAGCUCCAUCUUGAGGGGAAGACUGAGCAGGCCAGGGCCGACUUGGCCCGACUGGCCAUCAUCAAGAAACAGAGGGAGGAUGCUGCCAAGAAGAGAGACGAUCUCAAGAAAGAUAAAGAUGAUGAUACCAAAGCAAAGCGCUAGUCCUCCAUCUGAAAAUUUCAACAUGCACUUCAGUCUCAGAAGGAUGGAGAGAGAAGGAGAUCUGGAGGAGGACAACAGGGAGGGGGACCAAUACGAGUGGCAUCAGAUCAGGGGUGAUCCUGAACUCCUGUCCCUUAUUUCAAAUCACAGGGGCGUGGGUCUUCCAUAACAGCGUGGUCAGGACGGGGCAAACAGGUGGAUUUAAGUGAGCUGAAGAGGAAUGCAACAUUUGGGAUGCCUCUAGUUUUCUUCCUCGAGGAGACAGUCGCAGGCUUUCCAUGUGCUUCACUGCCUCUUAACUCUUCCCCACCCACCAGUGUUUUAAUUCUGAAGCUGCUGAAGUUAUUUCCAUUGACUCAAACAUUUGUACACAUUUGUACACUAAUAUAAGUUUACUUAAUGACUGAACAGCUUUUAAAGUAACUCGUUUAUGGGGAUAUAUUUGGUGCUUUGCUUUUCCUUCCAUCUCGCCUGAUUUGUAAGAAGGCAAAUCAGUGACAGAUGGAGAGAAAGAACACUAUUCGUAGGAUAAAGUGAUAUAUAAGAGUUAUACAAUGUAAUUGAGUAUUUGUGGAUAUUUUGCACAAGACAUUGGUAUAAUUUUCUAAAGAUUUGAGUUUUUUAUUUUCCUGCAGCAUCCAAACAUCUUUCUUCGCAAGCCUCCUGGUGUUGAUUUUGUCUUUUUUUUUUUUUUUUUGAUCAUCUCUUUUAAUUUGGAAAUGUACAGUUAAUAAUCUGUCCUCCUAUCACAAUGUGUCUAGAACAUAUUUAGUUUACUUUGGAUUUUCAUGGAUCUUUUCUCCAAAUUUACACUUUGCUCAAUUGAAUCAUCUUUUUCAUCAAAAGUGUUUCAGAACGGGUUUUGUAAUCCUUUGCUCAGAGCACUUGACAUAUUACUUGAAUUGCCUUUAAUAAGCAUUUUUAAGUUGUUGAACAUCCGUGUUGGAAAGCGCUGUCCCAAACGCUUCAGUAACUGUGGCCUGCCUUUCUGUUGGGGUCCUCUGUGGUUCUAUAGGAGGGAUUGUGUCUUCUGUUGCCUUUACAAAGUUUACACAAGACCCGUUCACUGUCUUUCUCCUGUGAUUAAAGUCCUACAAAGAACCUA
Cyclopterus lumpus (lumpfish) is the source of this 1752-nucleotide messenger RNA. It is a transcript of the gene pdap1a, whose product is annotated as pdgfa associated protein 1a. The transcript is spliced from 6 exons. Gene Ontology annotation, molecular function: RNA binding. Lineage: Eukaryota; Metazoa; Chordata; Actinopteri; Perciformes; Cyclopteridae. The record is from RefSeq and is a predicted model, not a curated record. Gene Ontology annotation, cellular component: cytosol. Bases 168 to 647 code for a protein of 159 amino acids.